Annulohypoxylon maeteangense is the source of this 1281-nucleotide messenger RNA. Its product is annotated as ribosomal protein L1. The record is from RefSeq and is a predicted model, not a curated record. The transcript has 2 exons. NCBI's taxonomy places the organism in Eukaryota, Fungi, Ascomycota, Sordariomycetes, Xylariales, Hypoxylaceae. The coding region runs from base 154 to 1080 and encodes 308 amino acids.
UUUCAUAAGCUGCCUGAGGCCAAACAUGGCUGAAUGUGGCUGAAUUGAUCUUUACCCUUGUCCUAAAAUUCCUCCAUGGACAUUUUGGUUUGAAGCUUCGAUUCGACUGCAAUCUAACAACCAUCGACGGCCACGCGAUCCCCUAAGCCUACGAUGGCUACGGCAAAUCAAUGCAUUGCUUCGCUGGCGAGGCUGAGUCUUUCGGCUCCCAUAAGACCAGUCAAUGCGACAAUACCUAGAUUCCUAGCUCCGUCGAUAGUUCAGACGCGAUACAAGAGCGCCGGUACUGUCGCUAUGCGGGCGCGCGAAAAGGAAAAGCAGAAGAAGAAGAAGAGGAUGCUGCGUUUUAAAGAGUACAAAUACGCUACUCCUAGCGAAGGCGAGAGGCACUCUCUAUGCGACGCCAUGCGAUACCUCCGAGCGGCCGAAGUUGGCCGUCCCCCAGCAUCUGUCACCUACGAAGUCUCUCUGAAAAUUAGAACGCCCAAGAACAGCAUCGUGCUUCGGAAUCGGAUACGUUUUCCUUAUCCGGUUAAGAACGAUACGCGCAUCGCCGUCAUCUGCAAGGAAGGUAGCGGAGCGAUGGCCGAAGCCCGCGCCAACGGAGCCGUCGCAUUCGGAGAAGAUUCUUUGUACGAGCUCAUCAAGAACAGCCCGGGCAAGCUCCCGUUUAACCGCCUCAUCUGCCACGUCGACUGCGAAGCCUCUCUCAAGAAGGCCGGCCUCGGUCGAAUACUAGGUCCUAAGGGUCUGAUGCCUAGUUUGAAGACCAACACCCUCACCAAGAGCGUGAGAAGCAUGAUGCACGAGAUGGUCGGUGCCGAAGGAUAUAGGGAGAAGGUUGGAGCGAUCCGCAUGCCCAUAGGGAACAUUCAAUUUACCCCCAAGAUGCUGGCCGAAAACGUCAAGGCGCUGGUAGGGCAAGUGAGGGAGAAUAUCGGAUACGUGGAAGAUAAGGCCAAGAAGGACCUGAUCGAAGUUGUCCUGUCUUCCACAAACGGACCGGGUUUUAGUUUGAAUGGAAGCUUCAGCUCCGUCGACGAGAAGCUGCUGCCCGAGCACCUGAGUACAGCUAUGUAGAUAUCUGUCUUACGAAUUAGAAUUAUAUAAGAAUUGUACCAUAUCUUGAACUUGACAUUCUUGGGAUUCUUGGGAUUCUUGGGAUGCUUGGGAUGCUUGAGAUGCUUGGGAUGUUUGGUAUGCUUGGCAUUGCUGGAUAUCGCUGGGUAUCGCUACAGUUCGAUGACCUUGUGCAUGACAUCGUUGAUUGAUGAGAUCGUU